This is a messenger RNA of Mugil cephalus (flathead mullet), 1162 nucleotides long. Its product is annotated as tetraspanin-1-like. The transcript has 10 exons. The coding region runs from base 184 to 966 and encodes 260 amino acids. The record is from RefSeq and is a predicted model, not a curated record. NCBI's taxonomy places the organism in Eukaryota, Metazoa, Chordata, Actinopteri, Mugiliformes, Mugilidae. Gene Ontology annotation, cellular component: membrane.
GUCAGGGUGAGGCUCAGUCAUCAUGUAUUCCUGUUCAGUCAACAGCGGCCACGCGGACAUCCCUGCGUUACAGGUCACAAGAGACAAACAAGUGAGAUAACCCCGUUAUCAGCAAAAUUUAAAGUGUGGACAAGGAAGUAAAAUAUACCGUUAACUUUACAACUGAGCUGCCGCCUGAGGACAAUGUGUAAAAUAAACAAGGAAAGCUGUAGCUCGAAUGCCAGACUGAUGAUGAUAGGCAUUCCUACCCUCCUGAUCUGCUUUGGCAUAAUGGUUAUUAUUGAGGGAGCGAAGAUGAUAGCUGACAGUGGUUCUGAGCUGGUUUUACUGCAGCACUACAAGGUUCCUUCUCAGUUAUCGACACUGGUCAACAUGAUGUACCUGCUCGUCGCGGUGGGUCCUGUCAUGCUGGUCAUGGGCUUUCUGGGCGCCUUUGUGUGUCUCAAAGACAGCAAACUCAUUCUACUGCUGUACUGCCUUAGUUUGCUGAUUAGCUUCAUUGUCGAGGUUUCAGGAGCCACAGCGGUGCUUGUCUACAAGAACUCAGCUGACCAGUAUCUUAAUAGUAUGCAUGGUGAGGUCAAGAAGAGUAUUCAAGAGGAGUAUGGAGACAACGAAGAAGUGACAUCAAUGUGGAACAGCACCAUGGACGAGAUGAAAUGCUGCGGAUUCAAGAACUACAGAGACUUUGACGGGUCCCCUUUUGACAUUGCCCACGGAGGCGAUGUUUAUCCGUCUAGGUGCUGCAGUUUAUUCUACGUCGGCGUGUGCACCGAGCGCAAAGCAAACAAUUCGGACGUGGACGGCUGCUCUGACAGGCUGCAGAGGGUGGUACAUUCAAACACGGACUUCACUGCUGGUGUGAUCCUGUCAAUUGCUAUUUUUGAGAUUUUUGCCAUGGUGGUUUUGAUUAUUUUACGCUGCAAGAAUGAUGACGACGGUGACGAAUUUGAGAGCGAGGAAUAACAAUACUGUAAAUGAUGGAAAAAGUUUUACUGAGCCAUAUAAUUUCUUCAAGAAAAGCAGAGAUGGAAUCUACUGUUCUUUGCUUCAAAAUGGUCUGUGUAUAUUUAUAUUGUUGCGUCUUUGUUGUUGAGUGCUGAUAUAUUUAAUCAGUAAUUAAAUGUAAGUUGUAAAUAAAUUGAAAUGCAGUGAAGAAGAA